AUUUGAAGAAAGCAGUAAGAUUCAGCAGCAUGGGUGGAAAACGUUGGAAUAAAGUUAAAAUAACAGACUACGCUCGAUUAAGCAUUAAUCCAAUGAGAAAGCUUAAAUUUGAGACGAAAGUUAUUCCAAAUCCGAAUUUAAAGCCAAUUACACUUCAACUAGGAGAUCCGACGGUUUUUGGCAAUUUCCCACCAGCUAAAGAAUUUUUGGAUGCUUUUAAGAAAGCAGUUGAUCACGACACAUUUUUAUAUAAUAUCGAAUAUGGAAAGAUUGAAGCACGUGAAGCUAUUGCAGCGAUAUCAGGGAAUGUAACUGCUGACGAUAUUAUUCUCACAUCAGGAUGUGCACAUGCAAUCUCAAUGUGUGUAUCAGCUUUGGUAGCACCAGGUGAAAAUCUUUUAAUUCCCCGUCCUUGCUACAACUACACAUCAUUGACUGAUGGUAAUGGAAUCGAAACGAAAUCUUACAACUUGGAUCCAUCAAAAGAUUGGGAAAUUGAUUUGGAACACUUAGAAAGCUUGAUCGAUCCGAAAACUCGUGCAAUUUUAAUUAACAACCCAGGAAAUCCAUGUGGGAAUGUCUUCAGUAAAGAACAUCUUCAAGAUUUUCUUGAAAUUGCAGAACGACAUCAAUUGCCAGUUAUUUCUGACGAGGUCUACGAAUACAUGACCUUCCCGGGAGUUAAGUUUCAUCCCACUGCUACACUUUCGGAAGAUGUUCCAAUUUUAACAUGCAGCGGAUUGACGAAAAGAUUUCUUAUACCAGGUGUUCGUAUGGGAUGGAUCAUCAUUAAUGAUCGACAAGGUGCACUUAUUGAUGUCAAGCAAGGUUUACGCAAUAUUUGUGGAAGAAUUCUUGGACCUAAUUCAACAGUUCAAUAUGCACUCCCAGCAAUUCUUCGUAAUACUCCACAAAGUUUCUUUGAUAACACUAUGAAAAUUAUCGCUCGACACGCAGAAAUUACUUACAAUCUUCUGCAACAAGCACCAGGUCUAAUUCCUAUUAUGCCAAAGGGAUCAAUGUUUGUCAUGAUAAAAAUUGAGUUGGAAAAGUUUCCUAAAUUUCCGACAUGCAGAGAUUUUGCUGAUGGAUUAAUAUCAGAACAAAGUGUGCUAUUAUUCCCUGGUGAUCCAGGAUUUAAUUUUGCAGGUCCUUUAGAAAAGGGCAUUUUAUUAGUUCAUUCAGUUUUUCUUAGGAGCAUGAAGGUUGUUCAUCUUUUUGCACUGUUUUUGGUGUCAUUAAACGUAAAAAGUUCAAAAGCCAAAAUCUUAGAUGAAAAUCAACAAAAUGGAUUAUUACAAACAGAAGAUACACCAACCAUCGAGUCAAAAAAUAAAUCGGAUAUUAUUGAUAACGAGACUUCAGUGAAGCCUCAAAGUCCAUGUUUUCAUGUUGACACUCACGAAAUGUGCCUAAAUAAAACUGUUUCAUCUCCAGCUUCCAGUUGUGAAUGUGAACAGCAUCCAGAACACCCAUUUGCAGUUAUAUGUUGCAAUGUUACUGAUAAUUUAAUCAAAGCUAUAUCAUGUGCUGGUUCCAACACUUCAUCAUACUUAAGCAUUCACAUAAUCAAUGCUAAAUUAGUAGAAAUUAACGUUUCGCAAAUGAAUCUUCUGAAACAGGUUGACUCAUUCAUCAUCACUGAUGGAAACAUAAGCAGAAUAAGCGGCCAAUUUUCACGAUUCUCGUCCAUAAAGUGCCUUAAUUUUUCUAACAACAACAUAACUGAAAUCAACGAACGUGCCUUACUAAAUUUAAAUCAGCUUCAAAUUUUGGAUCUGUCUGCAAACAAUCUCACAAAACUUCCCACUCCUCCAACAACAGCAAAAGUCGACAUUCGUGGUAAUCAAAAGAUUUCAUGUAAAAACGUUUCAUCAGCAAUUGAACGAGGAGUUGAUUUUCUUUUUAAAGACAUUUCUGUAUGUGAAGUUGAGACUGUUUAUCAUUGGUUCAAUUCUACAGCUUCAAUUUCAAUCAAAAACUUGGAAAACAUGAAACAACUUGAUGACGAUUGCCCAAGUGGAUGUAAAUGUGAUCCGGACCGAAUGUAUUACUCAAAAAUUGAAGGUGGCGAGAAUAGUCUUGUCUUCAUAGCAAAAGUUGAUUGUUCUAAUCUGGGAUUAACAAAACUUCCACAUAAGCUUCCGGAAAAUACACUUUCGUUGAACAUCUCCAACAACAGUAUUACUUCUUUGUCAUCUCUUGUUGAUAAUGAUUAUUAUCAGAAUAUAAGAAGUCUUUUUGCUGAUGAUAAUUUGAUCACAUCAAUUGUGGAACUUGAAGGAUCAAAAUUUUUAGAGAAUUUUACUAAACUCUCAUUGAAGAAUAACAAGAUCAAACAUAUUCCGUUUUAUAUUCUGUCCAAUCUUGAGCGUAAUCUUAAUGGAAAGUUGGUUUAUCUCGGUGGUAAUAAAAUUCACUGUGAAUGUACUACAUUUAAAAAUCAAAGAAUUUGGCGACUUGUACAAGACUGUGAUAAAAUUUUAUGCGACAACAUGAAAGCGAGGAUACUGGAAUUAAAAGAAUCACAACUCUGCAAGUCAGGAUAUCAUGAUUGGGCUAGUUAUAUAGACUAUCUUAUAGUUAUCGAAGUGAUUCUUCUCAUAGCUUUGAUAACAAAAGUAUCUUAUGAUUGACCCUCAACCAUACUUUCAAGUUCUAUGUCGGUUUUUCAUCCUCAUUUCGUAGAUCCAGUUUUCAAAAGAAAACAACAGGAUGAGAUCUUACAAACACCAGAAGGCUUAAAGCUAAAGCAUCUCCCUAUAAAGCCGGCUCGGAAUAAUGACAACGACAGUGUUUUUCAUAAUGACCGUGUCAGUAAAUUCACAAAUUAUAUCAUGAAAUGUGGCAACAAGAAACUUGCUCGUGAUUUGCUUAAUAAAUGUUUUGAGAAUAUGAAAAGAAUUCAGUUAGCAAAGUAUAACAAAGCAACUACUGAAGAAGAAAAGAGUAAAAUUGUGACAGAUCCAGUCACUAUUUUAAACAUGGCUAUUGAAAAUGCACGCCCAAUACUGAAUGUCUCUCCAAUCAAACGAGGUGGUAUUAGAUAUCAAGUUCCAGUACCAAUCAGUGAGAAAUAUUCAUACUACUUAGGAUCCAGAUGGCUUAUUGAAGCGUCAAGGGAAAAAGAAAAAACAAUUCACCUUCCUGAAAAAAUGGCUUAUGAACUGUUGGAUGCAGCUAAUAACGUAGGCAGAGUUGUUAAACGAAAACAAGACCUUCAUCGUCUAUGUGAAGCUAACCGAGCUUAUGCUCAUUACAGAUGGAGCUAAAUAAUUCAAGGGAAUGGAUGUAAUUGACAAUGUUUACUUAUAGAUUGAAUAAAAAGAAGAAAAAUCUGAUCAA
Molecule: messenger RNA, 3345 nt
Organism: Clunio marinus
Lineage: Eukaryota; Metazoa; Arthropoda; Insecta; Diptera; Chironomidae
Source: the annotation of a GenBank genome assembly